UGGAGAAGCGCGCUGCCCAGGCUUGUCUCGUAUCUCCACAUACUUUGUAAGUCUGGUGAGCCAGAGAUUCGAUGAAAAGGAGCUACCUUCCAAAGACAGUUUAGAGCUGUGGACAUCACCCUUAUCUCUAACCCCAAGCCUCGCGGGAGGCGUCGCAAAUGAUCGACAGGCAAUCAUUGAAGAUGGCAUGACGAGAUAAUAUCAAUUUCACUUAUUCCGUAUGAGUACCACAGAAGCUCAACGUGGCUCUCGGCAGAGGGAAUGCGGGCUUCUCCCCCCGAGAACGACCAAGGAUCCAAGAGGCAAAGACGUCCUUGGCCAUUCUGAUAAGGGUCAGACAACGCCAUCGUCACUCGUGCAACCUGUGCGGCCACUCUUAAAAGGGUCUUGGUUCCUGCGUGGACACAUGGCUUCCAUGCUUGAUCGACCUGCUCGCGCCCAUUUUACCAGUCAUGAAAUUCACCACCCCCAAGUUCGAGAGACCUCAUCUCAAGGUUGAACAGCCCAAGUCGUCGUUUGCUGAAGGGAAUUCACGAUGGACCAACAAGGAUCUCGACCCUGUUCCACCCGCACGCCGUAAGUGGGGAGUGAUUUCCUUCAUUGCCUACUGGGUCUCGGACGCCUUCAACGCAGCAACAUGGCAGUUCGCCUCGGCGAUGUUGGCUGUAGGUCUAUCAUGGCGUGAGUCCUUGGGCAUUGUGGCACUGAGUUUCUUCAUCAUUUCUUGGGUGAUCGCGUUCAACGGUGCCAUUGGAGUACUGCAUCAUGUUCCGUUUCCUGUCAUUGCUCGAGCGAGCUGGGGUUUCUGGGGCUCAUAUGUGGCCAUCAUCUCCAGAGCCAUUCUAGCCAUCUUCUGGUUCGCCAUCCAAACCAUGAACGGCGCCAACACGGUCCGCGUCAUGAUUGGAGCCAUAUGGCCGUCGUUUUUGAGACUCAAGAAUCAUAUCCCGGAAUCGCAAGGUAUCGAUACUGCGACGAUGAUAUCCUUCUUCAUCUUCUGGCUCAUUCAGAUCCCGUUUGUCAUUAUGCAUCCAAACCAGCUUCGCUUCCUCUUCAUGGCAAAGACCAUCAUUGUCCCCGCGGCGUGGCUGGCCAUCAUGGCAUGGGCAUUCGCCUCUACGGACGGAGGCGAGAUCUUCAACCAGCGCGCGACGAUCUCUGGCUCGGCUUAUAGCUGGGCUUUUCUGUCUUCGAUGACGUCCACCAUCGGAAACUAUGCCACCUUGUCAGUCAACCAAGCCGACUUUUCCAGAUAUUCACGUGUGUCGGUCAAGUGGCAGUGCAUGUAUGUGCCGAUGCUACCGGCAUUUUUCACAUUCAUUGCGUUCAUUGGUAUCGCAUCGAGCAGUGCAGGGGGGUAUCAUUAUGGUAUAGUGGAAUGGGAUCCCAUGGCUCUCGUUGCUCACUGGGACAAUCGGGCGGCACAAUUCUUUGCAGCUUUUUCGUUCGCGUUGGCUGCUCUGGGUGUGAAUAUCUCUGCCAACAGUUUGUCGGCUGCCAAUGAUCUCAUGGCCCUUGCUCCCCGAUACAUCAACAUGCGCCGAGGUCAACUUCUCACCGCACUCACUUGCUGGGCACUCGUCCCCUGGAAGAUCUUGGAGUCGGCAGGGAGUUUCCUGAACUUCAUGUCGGCGUACGCCAUAUUCCUCGGGCCGAUCGCUGCCAUCAUGCUCUUCGAUUUCUGGGUCAUCCACGAGCGCAAAUACGACACGAUCGCGCUGUACAAUCCACACGGCAUUUAUAGAUACACGUAUGGCGUCAAUUGGCGUGCCAUAGUGGCGUUCCUGGUCGGGGUUGCUCCUUCACUUCCCGGAUUUGUCAAUGGAAUCAACAACAACAUUGACGUCGGCAGUGGGAUUCAUCCGUACCAAUUCGGUUGGCUUCUUGGGUUCGUCGGCACGGCUAUUGUGUACACGAUUCUAUCGCUCGUCUUCCCGGCCAGAGAGACUUUUAUCGACCGUGCUCUACGCCCUGAUGAGGUGUUUGCCCAGCAAGGAGAAACUGUAGAGGAGGAAGAACAUGGCGGCGCCGCGAUGCAAGUUGACCAAAUUGAUUCCGAGAAGGGAGGUAUCAGACGUCGGUUAGAGAAAUUUCUAUAGAUUAGGUCUUUCUUUUCUCGUGAUGAAGGAUAGAGUGCAUUGCCAAUUAUCAAAUGGCAAUGGAUCGAAUAGAAGGUGUUGAUACGGUCAUAGAUUG
This is a messenger RNA of Exophiala oligosperma, 2196 nucleotides long. RefSeq lists its product as uncharacterized. The record is from RefSeq and is a predicted model, not a curated record. The transcript has 4 exons. Gene Ontology annotation, molecular function: nucleobase transmembrane transporter activity. NCBI's taxonomy places the organism in Eukaryota, Fungi, Ascomycota, Eurotiomycetes, Chaetothyriales, Herpotrichiellaceae. Bases 453 to 2099 code for a protein of 548 amino acids. Gene Ontology annotation, biological process: transmembrane transport; nucleobase transport. Gene Ontology annotation, cellular component: plasma membrane.